This is a messenger RNA of Miscanthus lutarioriparius, 894 nucleotides long. The record is from the annotation of a GenBank genome assembly. NCBI's taxonomy places the organism in Eukaryota, Viridiplantae, Streptophyta, Magnoliopsida, Poales, Poaceae.
AUGGCGGCGUCGCUUGCUGUGAAGUUUGCCAACCAUGGUGAACCAACACUUAUUGCAUCGACGGAACCAUCUCGGUCACUGGGUGAUUUAUUUGAACAAGACAUGAGUGAUGGCAAAACUGUACGCGUCGAUGGAUUUGACUCUCUUUUUGCAGUUGAGAUUGGCCAUGUGAGGUUAAAGGGAAAACCUGAAGAUGUUGGAUCUUUUAUCAACAAUGUACUUGGAAAGAUGGGGCUUGGAACACAUUCUGAUAUUAUGUCUAUGCUUAAUGAGAUGCUGGGUGGAAUGCCCCCUGGACUUGAAGAAGCGUUUUUACUAUCUGAGCUGAUAAAAUCCAUUGAAGUGCAAGGGCCCGAUAAACUUAGGCGUAUAGUGCUGGAUGCUCCAUCCACUGGACAUACACUUAAGCUUCUGUCAGCUUCUGAUUGGAUUGAAAAGUUCCUUGUUUUGAGCAUUAAGGGCAUUAAUGUCGCUUUGUCCAUGCCAUCCUCUAAUAUGUCUCUUAAGAACGUGCAAGUCAUCUCUGCCAGGCUAGAGGAACUAAGGAAGCAGAUUGCCAGAGUGCGUGAGAUUUUGUUUGAUCCACAAUCAACAGAAUUCAUCAUUGUGACAAUUCCAACGAUGAUGGCAGUUAGUGAGUCAUCAAGAUUUCACGCGUCAUUAAUGAAGGAUGGUGUGGACGCAAGAAGGCUCAUCGUAAAUCAGGUGUUGCCACCAUCUGCAUCCGAUUGCAGAUUCUGUGCUGCAAAACGGAGGGAAGAAGCACGUGCCUUCCGUGCUAUACUAGAGGACCGUCAACUUGGCGGCCUGAAGCUGAUCCAGGCUCAUCUCCUCGAUAUGGAGGUGAAAGGCGUCCCUGCACUCCGAUUCCUCAGCGAUUCAGUGUGGAAGUAG